Molecule: messenger RNA, 941 nt
Organism: Acaromyces ingoldii
Lineage: Eukaryota; Fungi; Basidiomycota; Exobasidiomycetes; Exobasidiales; Cryptobasidiaceae
Exons: 3
Coding region: 301-822 (173 amino acids)
Source: RefSeq, a predicted model, not a curated record
CUGCUCGGUCUGACACAGAUUUCCAGAGGACGUGCCCUUUUGCAUGGCUCGGACCACUCGCUUGGGUCCGAAGAUAGACUCCGAGCUUGUUGGCUUCCCGUAGAGUGUUCUUUCGAGAGAGAAAGAAUCGGAGUCAUGAGAACGACGGGCCAUGUGAAUGAAGAGCAUGUCCAUCGGCCUACAAUCGCCACGCGUUCUCAGAUGGUCACGUAAUCGGUAAUUGUGACCGACUUAUGUCCAAGUCUCGGAUUUAGGCUCGCACAGACAUCAUCGACCAACACAUCGGCGCUGAUCGUCACGAUGGGCUAUCCCACGGCAGAGAUGGAACCGCUUCUCGAGAGCGUCUCUUCGCUCCUCGUCGACACGGCAUCGACUCUGUCGAUUGCAGAGUCGACUUCGGGCGGCUUGAUCUCGGCGGCGCUCCUCUCGCUCAAUGGGGCUUCAAAAUGGUAUCGAGGCGGAGCGGUCCUCUACACCCUCGAGGCAAGGUCGGAGUUUGCCGGCUGGACCGAGGAAGACACGAGGAAUUACAGAGGACCGACGGAGGAUGUAGCAUCGACGCUGGCUGUCAACGUGCGAGAGAAACUCAAUUCCACCUACACGAUUGGUGAAGCAGGUGUUGCAGGUCCGCAUAGCCUGGUCCGCAGCCUCCCGCCCGGUCUGACAUGCAUCUCAAUCGCGCGAGAGGACGGUCCACCAGUAACAAAGACCAUCAUGACGGGCAGCCGGGAUCGGGCGCUGAACAUGCAGGCAUUUGCCGAGGAAUCAUUGAAGCUCCUCCGAGAUGUCCUCUUGGCCAAAAAGGAAGGCCACAAGCUGUAGUCUUCAGCCUCUGCUCCAAUGUAGUGUAGCCGGAUGCAACACAGCCAGAGGACUGUAUGACGAAAGGGGAACGAGAAGCAUGCUCUGCAAUGUAGUGGAAAGAAUACCCUUGACACACG